UCCGAUACCGGUGUCGAGCUUACAAGAGAGAGAGAGAGGAGGGAGGCAGACGUCCUUUCUACCCUGCGUAUCCAUUCCUUCCUCACCAUCUAUCCUAUCCCAUCCCAUCUAUCUCUAAGAGUCACCUAGAAACAGACUUCGGAGACACACGUCCAGUCAAGGCCACUCAGUCCGUCCUGCUGGCUUCUGUCUAGCCGUCUGAAACGAGCUGCAAGGAUAUUCACUACUCUUGCCGCCAUCGCUGCGAAGCCUACUCUCAUCAUGGUUUCCUCUUCCCCCUUCCUCGCGCCCUACUCAAUCUCUCUCCCAUUCACUUCCUACUCGACGCCACCAGUGCCCCUUCCUGCAUUCGUGUUGCUCAGUCUAGUAGCCAUCCCCAUCCUCGCCAUUCUAAGCGCAGUCGUCUUCCUCCUCGGCGGAUCCCUCAAGCGCAUCAUCUUCCUACACGUCAUCCCCCUCGAUGAAUACCGUAACAUCCCCCGACCACGGUACACAGGCAGCCUAUGGAGCUUCCCCAUCUUUGGACAUCUUUCUCAGAUUCGAAAGGCUCCUCCUGCCGAGGCUCACUUGGCAUAUGCAGAGGAGACCGGAAGCUGGGUCUACUGCUACCGGACCAUGUUCUACCACCCUAGGCUCUGGAUCGGUGAUGUAAAGGGACUGCUUUACAUCCUCAGUCAGCAGCAGGCCUAUGACUACCCCAAGCCGGGAGACAGCAGGAAAUUCCUUGACGAGCUGCUAGGCAAGGGAAUUCUCAGCGCUGAAGGCGACAUUCACCGCCGCCAAAGACGUGUAGUAGCUCCUGCAUUCAGCGUCUCCUCCGUACGCUCCUUCACGCCAUCCUUCUUCAAGCAUUCCCUGCACCUCGUCCGGGUCAUCGAAGAGCUCAUCGACCGCACCGAGGGCCCUGCCGAAAAAUCUUUCCUGGGCGGCCAGUCAGACUACGCCUCCAAAGUUUCUCGCAAGGGCGAGCCCGUCUUUGAUGUCGGCUUCUGGCUUGGCAAAUGCACACUUGACAUCAUCGGUGAGAAUGGCUUCGGCUACGACUUCAAGUCCCUCGAAUCAAAGGACUCAGGGGAUGGAGAUGAUCUCGGCUCCACACUCAAUGCUCUCUUCAGCUCCACGUCGGGUCUCAAGGUAACGGACAUCCUACGGAUCUUCCUCCAGACUCGCCCAGGAAUGGGCUGGAUUCGUAAGCUUCCCUCGAAGCGAGCUGACAAUCGCCGGAACAUGUAUUUGGCCAUGGAGCGGGCUGCGCAGAAGAUCAUUUCUGCCAAGCGAGAGGAGAUCAAGAAGGAGAUGGCAGCACUGGGCGAAAAGGGGCUGAGCAAGAGUGCAUUCGAUGAGGACAUUGAUGGAGGCAAGGCAAAGGACUUGUUGCACUUGACCAUGAGGGCGAAUAUGGCUAGCGACCUGCGUGCCAACGAGAAGCUGGAUGAUGAUGAGCUCCUCGGUCAGAUGACUUCAUUCAUGCUCGCCGGGCACGAGACGACCUCUACGCAAACGCAAUGGGCCCUCUACUGUCUGUCCACGCACCCUGAAGUGGUCAGCAAGAUGCGCGCCGAAAUCGAGUCCGUCUUCGGUGACCAAGAGGAGAUUUCCUACGACGAAGUGCAAAACAUGCAAUACCUCGAUUGUGUCACAAAGGAGAUGCACCGCUGUUACGCCCCCGUCACCUCCACUGCACGUAUGUGUCUCAAGGACGAUGUGAUUCCAUUGGGAAAGAGCUACGCACUCCGCGACGGCAGCGGUACAUUCGACUCUGUUCGCGUCUUUAAGAAUCAAGACCUGAUCAUCCCCCUGCAAGUGGUCAACUUCAGCGAGCCCGUCUGGGGUCCCACGGCAAGAGAAUUCGACCCUUCUCGUUGGCUACCAGAAAAUCUCCCCGCCUCGGCAAGAGAUUCCGGCCUGCCCAUGCACAUCCUCACUUUCCUCUCUGGCCCCCGCUCCUGUGUUGGUCAACGCUUCGCCAUUGUAGAAUUCAAGGUUCUACUGGCCUGUCUAGUGAGGAAUUUCGAUUUUGAGAGGGUAGAAGGAUGGAAUAUCGAACCGAAGCAGGAAAUUGUUCUUAGGGGAGUUGUGACGGGACAGGAAAAAGUGGGAAUGCAGAUGCCGCUCAGGGUCAAGAAGGCUCGUGCUAGGACGUAGGUCGCUCCGGGCGUUCGUUCUCGACAAGACGCUCCUCAGGCGUCUAAUACGAGGCGAGGUGAGGCGAGGCGAGGCAAGGACUUGACGACGGGCCACUGAAAGGAAUGUGCAGGGUCCCACAAUGCUUGCAUCUUACGUCUUAUAGCCUCAUGUCUAGUAAUCUUAUUCGACUUGAUGACCAGAAACCAGACCGAAACCUCAGCCCAACUGAAGCCUAGCCCAGCCCUCAUCUAUCUAGUCU
Messenger RNA from Microstroma glucosiphilum, 2386 nucleotides. Its product is annotated as cytochrome P450. Gene Ontology annotation, molecular function: monooxygenase activity; heme binding; iron ion binding. The transcript has 3 exons. Lineage: Eukaryota; Fungi; Basidiomycota; Exobasidiomycetes; Microstromatales; Microstromataceae. Bases 262 to 2145 code for a protein of 627 amino acids. The record is from RefSeq and is a predicted model, not a curated record.